Messenger RNA from Acanthochromis polyacanthus (spiny chromis), 7761 nucleotides. It is a transcript of the gene syngap1b, whose product is annotated as synaptic Ras GTPase activating protein 1b. The transcript has 21 exons. The record is from RefSeq and is a predicted model, not a curated record. The coding region runs from base 353 to 5182 and encodes 1609 amino acids. Gene Ontology annotation, biological process: regulation of GTPase activity; negative regulation of Ras protein signal transduction. Lineage: Eukaryota; Metazoa; Chordata; Actinopteri; Pomacentridae.
ACCCUCACACCUCAGCAGCAGCGUGCAAAUAAACGCACACACAUUCACGCACACACGCACACACACUCACGCACACACAUAUACACACAUUUCUGCAUCCUGUGUUUUUUUUACGCACCGGGAACCGGGCGCUUUAUAAGCGGUCGUGGAUUAUGAUGCCAGUUUUUAUAACAGCGGAAUAUCGGCCUCUUCUUCGACUCCAACUGUGAGCAGCAGUAAAAGAGAAAAAGAAAUCACGUGUUUUUUAUUUUAUUUUUUAUUUUAUCAGAUUUAUAUGUAAAUUGGUCCUCCGUUACUUCUGAGUGCCGAGAGACCGCCGAGACGCAAAGCCUACGUUCAAUGCUGUUGGAACAUGUCCUAUGUUCCCUUUCAAGAUGCAAGGUGUGCCGUCCCCCCCUCCUAUCAUCAUCACCAUCAUCGCUCCCACGCCCACUCCUUCCACACUCCCUCCUACGACCAUCCUGCUCACGAACGUCCCUCCUACGACCGCCCCUCCUUCGACCGUCCCUCUUUCGAGCGUCCUUCCUACGAACGUCCUUCCUUCGACCGUCCCUCCUACAGCCGCCCCUUGCACGAGCGCCCCACCUACGACCGCCCCUCACACGACGUUGCACCCCACGACCGCUGGAACCCCCGUCUUCGCGUGAGCUCCGGAAAUCAGCUCUACAUGUUGGACCAGGAGGAGGUACACCCUUUGCUGAUGCGCGAGAGGCGCUCAGAGUCUCACAGGAACAAGCUACUGCGGCGGACAGUCAGCGUUCCUGUUGAGGGAAGGCACCAUCCCGAGAUGGAUCAUCGCGCCCGGCGGAAGAGCAUAGCCACCGGGAAGCAGCCCAGCAUGGAGGUCCCUCCCACUGCCCCCCUUCAACCCUUCCGACAAUCCGUGAGUAACCCCUCCUGUCCCCGGCCUCGCUCGCUGCCUCCAUCCCUCUCGCUGUCCCUCCUCCCUCCUCCCGCCCUGGGCCCACCGCACACCUGUGGCCGUCGGGCCAGCGGCACCCCGCCUCACCCUUACCCUCUCUCCCUGGCCGUCUCCCCCUCCCUCACCUUUUGCCAGCAGCAGCAGCAGCAAAAGGGCUCCAAGAAAGGGCCCGGCACACCCCCUUUACCUCGCUCGCUGCCCCUCUCCCCCUCCCUGUCCUUCACCCUGCCCCACUCGCCUGCCGCCUCCUCCUCCCCCCCCUUCUUGUACUGGGGAGGAGACUGGAGGGCUGCCGGUUCGAGUCCAGUGGCGGGAGGAACGUUUAUUGCACCACUGCCCCCUGUUGAGAGUUUCCUCAGUAGAAGGUUGAAGGGCUCAAUCAAGAGGGCUAAGAGUCAGCCCAAACUGGACCGAACUAGCAGCUUCCGCCACAUGAUCCUCCCCCGCUUCCGUAGUGCCGACCAAGACAGGACCCGUUUGAUGCAGAGCUUCAAAGAGUCCCACUCCCAUGAGUCCCUGCUGUCUCCCAGCAGCGCCGCCGAGGCGCUGGACCUCACGCUGGACGAGGACGCCAUCAUCAAACCUGUGCACUCGAGCAUCCUGGGACAAGAGUACUGCUUUGAGGUGACUACGGCAUCGGGAACCAAGUGCUUUGCGUGUCGCUCAGCUGCAGAGAGAGACAAAUGGAUCGAGAACCUGCAGAGAGCUGUCAAGCCCAACAAGGACAACAGCCGGAGGGUGGACAAUGUGCUCAAACUGUGGAUCAUAGAGGCCCGCGAGCUUCCAGCCAAGAAACGCUACUACUGCGAACUUUGCCUGGAUGACAUGUUGUAUGCACGCACCACCAGCAAGCCCCGCACUGACACCGUUUUUUGGGGCGAGCACUUUGAAUUCAACAACCUACCAGCCGUCCGCAACCUACGCCUUCAUCUUUACAAGGAGACAGACAAGAAGAGACGCAAGGAAAAGAGCACAUACUUAGGACUUGUAAGCAUCCCCAUCUCAAGCAUCACCGGACGUCAGUUUGUGGAGCAGUGGUACCCGGUCAUCCAGCCCAGCGUCCUCACCAAGGGAGCUGGAGUUGGAGGAGGGAAGAUCAUCAAUGCAUCCCUACGCCUCAAAUCCCGCUUCCAGACCAUGAACAUCCUGCCCAUGGAGCUGUACAAGGAGUUCGCAGAGUAUGUCACCAAUAACUACCGUACCCUGUGUGCCGUGCUGGAACCAGUGCUGAGUGUCAAGAGCAAAGAGGAGGUGGCCUGUGCUUUGGUGCAUAUACUGCAGAGCACAGGGAAAGCUAAGGAUUUCCUCUCGGACAUGGCGAUGUGUGAGGUAGACAGAUUCAUCGACCGAGAACACCUUAUCUUCAGAGAGAACACUCUGGCCACCAAAGCCAUAGAAGAGUACCUCAAACUGAUAGGACAUAAGUACCUCAAGGAUGCUAUAGGGGAGUUCAUAAGGGCCCUGUAUGAGUCAGAGGAAAAUUGCGAAGUGGACCCCAUGAGAACACCGCCCUCUGUACUGCCGGACCACCAAGCCAAUCUUCGAAUGUGCUGUGAGCUGGCACUCUGCAAGAUUGUUAAUUCCCAUUGUGUGUUCCCACGAGAGUUAAAGGAAGUUUUUGCCUCCUGGAGAGUGCGCUGUGCUGAGCGGGGUCGGGAAGACAUCGCCGACCGCCUCAUCAGCGGCUCUCUGUUCCUGCGCUUCCUGUGUCCCGCCAUCAUGUCUCCAUCGCUCUUCAACCUCACACAGGAAUAUCCUGACGAGCAGACGUCACGCACACUCACCCUCAUCGCCAAAGUGGUGCAAAACCUGGCCAACUUCUCCAAGUUUGGCACUAAAGAGGAGUACAUGUGUUUCAUGAAUGAGUUUUUAGAGAUGGAGUGGGGCUCAAUGCAGCAGUUCCUGUACGAGAUCUCCAACCUGGACAGUGUCAGCAAUGCAGGCGGCUUUGAGGGAUACAUCGACCUGGGCAGGGAGCUGUCUAUACUGCACAGUCUCCUCUGGGAGGUCAUGGCUCAGCUCAGCAAGGACGCCAUCAUCAAGCUGGGUCCUUUGCCUCGCCUCCUGAAUGACAUCAGUAUGGCCUUGCGUAACCCUCAUCUUCAGAGGCAGCCGAGCCAUCAAACGGACAGAGUGCAGGAGAGACAAACGGACAGGCUGCUGUCACGGCCAAGCUUCAACAGGGGCAUCUCAUCGGAGUUCCAAAAUCUCAUGAUGAGGGAUCUUAAUAGCUCUAUAGAUAUCACUCGUUUGCCUUCCCCCACCUCCACCGGAGGGGUCAUGCCAUCCCGCUCCCAGAUGAGUUUUCAGGACCGUGACCACCCUCAUCGAGCAUCCUCCAAAGACAUGUUUUAUGUAUCGCGCCCUCCCCUGGCCCGAUCCAGCCCAGCGUACUGCACGAGCAGCUCGGACAUCACGGAACCAGAUCCUAAGGAUUCCCGAAUGAACAGCGUGUCUAACCUGCAGUCGGUGGACAUGCUCAACUCCUCCCAGGCCUCCAUCGCCGGCAUGGGCAGCUUCGGCGGGCUGAGCAGCGGAGGCGGUGGCGGCCUGGGGUCGGGCCUGAGCAGCCAGCUGCGGGCCGGUGGGAGGUUGUCAGCUGGCUCUGGCGGCUCCAGCAUGUCCGGCGGCCUCCGGCUGAGCCAGCUGAGCCAGAUGGGCACCACCACCGACUCGCUAUCCCAGCAGCAGCAACAGCAGGCCGCCGCCAUGCGCUACCCGCUUUCCUUCCAGAAUCCCCUCUUUCAUCUGGCGACUGCUGAUGGGCCUCAACAGCAACAGCUCCAUCACCAGCACAGCCGGGCUCAACCUCCAGCACCCCUUCUCCUGGCCCCAGAGCCUGAACCCUCUCACCAGUCCUACAUCCCACAGUUCGCCCAUGGGGGGUUCUCUCGCAGUGAGGAUCUGUCCACUCUCAGGACCAGGGACAGUCACCUGGGCCAACCCAGCAUCAUCCACUCUCACAGCUACAGUGACGACUACAGCAGGGCUGACUAUGGACGCCGGCAGAUGUCCAUGCAUGUGCAGGAUAAUCUCCAACAGCAACAACAAAUGAUGGGCAUGACCUCCCAGACAGGAACCUCCCAUUCCUCCCUGGCGACCACACCUCCCUCCACAGUCCAACCUAUGCGCCAGAGUUCUGUUGCCCCACCUCCCACCCAGCGCAUGAAGUCCCAGACCUCCCACCAGCUGUCCGUCAGUGCAGCCGCUGCACCUGCUGCUCCUGCUAAAACACGGCCUCAGAGCGGGAACCUCCUCCAGUCACCGGAGUCGGGCUACGGCGGCAGGCAGCACGGGCCCCGGCAGCUGUCCGUCAAAGACAACACUGCCCCGGGCCUGCCCCACCAGCAGAGCUCUGUCAGGGAAAGCCAGAGUCCGCAGGGAACCACCAGUCAGAGCACUCAGCAGUCACCACAACAGUCUCAGCAACAGCACCUGCUCAAACCCACCAUGAGCAAACAGGGCUCCCAAUCUCCAUCCACCCUCAAUCCUCCUUCAGCCAAUGAGCGAACAGUGGCCUGGGUGUCCAACAUGCCUCAUCUGUCGGCUGACAUUGAGAGUUCACGGAUUGACCGUGAGGAUUUCAAACUUAAGGAGUACUCAAAGAGCAUGGAUGAGUCACGCAUGGACAGGGUACGGGAGUAUGAGGAGGAGAUCAACUCCCUGAAGGAGCGCCUGAUGAUGUCUCACAAAAAGCUGGAGGAGUACGAGCGGAGGCUCCUCACACAGGAGCAGCAGACCAAUAAGAUCCUCCUACAGUACCAGAAUCGACUCGAGGACAGUGAGAGGAGGCUACGGCAACAGCAAGUGGAGAAAGACUCCCAAAUUAAAGGAAUAAUUAGCAGACUCAUGGCUGUGGAGGAUGAGAUAAGGGGAGGAGCCAUUCUUGAGCCAAAAACCAGGAUUUUCGCUGAUCAGGAGGACCAGCUUUCCUCCCUGGGUUCUGCAGACCCCGGUGUGAAAACUGAAGGUGGAGGGGGAGGAGGAGGAGGAGGAGGAGACGGAGCGGUAACCAACGAUCAAGACCUCAGAGUCUCUUCCUUGGGCAUUUCCUCUGACAGCUCGCCCCACAAUGGAGUCCUCCCCCAAACCGUAGACCCUCCCUCUCUACCCACUCCUCAUCAGCAUCCUAGUCAGAAUGGAGAGCUCCGUGGCAACCAAACAUCCUCCCCCAUGACAACCUCACAUGCAACUGGAACCACGGCAACAGCAACUACAGGCAUAGCAGAAGAAGGGGGAGUAGGUCAAACACAACACUGAGCCAAAUCAGAGAGAGAUGACACAAAGGAAAUCACUGUCCCCGUCUUUUUUUCCUAUUUAGCAAGACAGUUCUCUGAAAACAAUAUUUCCUAAUUGUCGGGGCAAGAGAGAGAAGAACAGUGUGCGGGAGACGAGUAGUAACCACACAGCUACUGUACAGUGCAAAACACAUUACCACACAACACAAAGGGCUCUUCAAUGGACACUUGUUCUCUUGACGCUCACUUGGAGCUUCAGAUAGGAUCAGUCUUGCAGGACAAGAUAAUGAUACCUUAUCAAGCAUUUGACAUACAAGCCGAUAUAUGAACACCUGCUCUGUGCACUCAUUGCCUGUCUCCAUGAGAAACGAAUACACGUAAGGAUCGAGCACUAUAGAACGUCUUGCACCCCAAAGACUUUAUAGUAGCCAUUUGCAAAGAAGUGCUAUAAGCCACAGCUUGUAGUAACCCUUGACUCCCAUGGAUGUAGAUGCAUUAAUAUACCUACCCUGAACAUGCCAGGCUGCAAUUUGUUAGGUACAGGUGUGGUGGUGUAGUCUGGCUUUCUUAGUGCCUUUGAGUGUUUUUCAACAGGGUUUUCCACUAGAGAUGGAGAUCCCAGUUAGCUUUGCUGGUAAGAUGACUGAUGUAUGGGCUGAUAACAGUGAUUGAAAGACACAAGAUCAAGCAUCAUAGAGGUUUGAGUGACGGGAAACACUUUGGGAACUUUUUCUUUUCCUUUUUUCAAUCUAAGGAACUCCUUGUUUUUGGACUGAGCUCGUGCAAUUUUUCUCUUCUCAAUCUCAGAACCGAUAUGUGAUAAACUGGUGCUAAACAGAAACAAAUGGUGCCAUUUUCCAAGUCAACUGUCUGUGUCUGCCAUAGCACUGCCUCUUUCAUGAUUCACUCACUGUCUUUUCUCUCUCUCCUGGUAUUUGUCUUUGACAGGACAUUUCCCCCCUACCCCUACCCCCAGUAUGUUUUCUAUGUGUCUCUGUCUUUGUUCUUUGUGCAUCCUGUUGUGUUCCUAUGUCAAACGGGGUUCCCAUAUGUGUUUUUUAGAAGUGCACUCCUCCAAUCUCUGGUUUUAUUUACAGUUAAUAAAAGCAGCUACCAGGCUCAAAAUUGAUGGAUCAGCUAUUGCACGGGUUACUUCAUACUCGUGGAGACUGAGCCCCAAAGUGCUAUUUAAUUAUUUUAACUCUGAAUUAAGUUACUUUGAAAUGAAAUUAAUGAAUGUUUUUUUUCGUUUAGUUUCUAAAUGUUGGUCCAUUGUGUUUUCAUUUAGAAAGUGAGUGAUUUUUUUUCAGACGCUCGUACAGUUUUCAAAAUGCUAUUGUUAUAAGUUCAAAUAAAUACUACUAAUGUUUUCACUUUUGGGCAUGCACUACAUUUCACAGUUAUUUUUUACAGUAAAAAUUACCAGUGGAAUAGUUUGUUCCCUCUUGAACAUGUGUAGAAAGACCAUUUUCAGCCAUUUAGGUUUGCUUAGCCUGCCAUUAAGUGCCUGGGAUAAAUAUAUUGAGCAUCCUUUGGCCAGUAGACUAGCUAGUCAUCGAGCAACUGCACCUUAUAAAGCCUUUCUUGAUUCAACAAUAUCACGUGAUUUUUUUAAAAAAAAAGAAACUUUUUUGUGUAUUUUUCAUAAUUUGGAGUUUAAUUUCCAAAUGAAAGCAUUAAAAGCAAAGCAUUUAGUUUACGGUACAUUUUAGAGAUACUGUUUGAAGUAUUUUUGAACUGAGCUCUUCUCAUAUAUCAGAGGCUGAAAACUCGAGUCUUUGAAAUGUUUCUAUCCAUAUUCCUUCAUUUUGUGUAUGAACUGUCUGUUGUAAGGUUUGUCUGGAUGUGAAUCUGUUUUUUUGUCUUUGUAGCCUCACACACUGGUGUCACUCUGCAACAACUCGACUUGUUUAAAUGUGCAGGUUGAGCCACGAGGAGUUGAAGAGUUUUACAUCAGCUUCAUGUUCGCCAUUGUUCUCUUUAGACAGAACACGUCACUUAUUUUGCCAUGUCAAAGGUCAAACCGGCCAAUAAUAGAUUAGCUUAGACUAAACUCAUAGUUACAGUGAAUGUUUAACUUAUUGAACCACCAAAUGUUAACAAUGCUGGCAAUGUUAUGCAGGGAAAGAUCGUCCAUUGAGACAUCAUGUAGGGCUACUUCUUUCUUGUGAAAUUACUUGUGUGAUAAAUGUUGGAUUCAAAGCGGGCUCGGUUAUGAACAUCAGUGUCUUUUUUUUUAGAGAUGUGAGAUGAUCCGUGAUUGAGAAAUUAACAUUGCUGUGAAAUUACCUCAGUGACUCAGGUAAACAAGCAGUUGCCUCAGAGCUGAACACAAAAACUAUAAAAAGAAAACAGAUGAGUCCAGCUUUGGAAAGACUGCCACCAUGCAGAUACUCGGUCAAUAGCUAUGCUUCAAUAGCACCUGAUCAAGCACCCUCCCCCGUUUCUUCUCUCUCUCUGUCUCCCUCUUUUUCUUCCCCUAGCCACUCUCAAAGCUUCAUCGAGGACAAUGUGGAACCUAAUUGGCUGAUGCACCAUCGGCAGUCUACAGGGUGGCAUGGCCAAAUGUCCAGAGCCCUCUCUCGUGACGCGAUUGGCUGA